This is a messenger RNA of Drosophila eugracilis, 1182 nucleotides long. RefSeq names its product voltage-dependent anion-selective channel (gene Porin2). Gene Ontology annotation, biological process: monoatomic anion transmembrane transport. Gene Ontology annotation, cellular component: mitochondrial outer membrane. The transcript is spliced from 3 exons. Bases 192 to 1082 code for a protein of 296 amino acids. Gene Ontology annotation, molecular function: voltage-gated monoatomic anion channel activity. NCBI's taxonomy places the organism in Eukaryota, Metazoa, Arthropoda, Insecta, Diptera, Drosophilidae. The record is from RefSeq and is a predicted model, not a curated record.
UAUCUUGCUUUUAGGCCUAGCACAGGACACCAUGGAUUUCGGUUCAAAGGUCUGUAGUCUGUAUAAAACUCUAUACUGAUCCGGCAGCAUUAGAUACAAAUUUUCGGCUAAUCAAGUCUGCUAAGCGUAGAGAAAAAAUUUCGAAAUCACUCGGGCCUUAUAAACCAUACCACCUCUUUAUUACUCCUAUAAUGGCUCCAGCGCCAGUGUAUCCCGACCUGGGCAAACUCGCCCGCGAUCUCUUCAAGAAGGGCUACCACCCAGGAAUUUGGCAAAUCGACUGCAAGACUCUUACCAGUUCGGGCAUUGAGUUCUUUACCACAGGCUUUGCUAGCCAGGAUAAUAGCAAGGUGACCGGCUCUCUGCAGAGCAAAUACAAAAUCGAGGACUAUGGCCUGACUUUGACAGAGAAAUGGAAUACGGAGAACUGGCUCUUUGGCGAGAUAAUGCAGAAGGACAAGUUGGCCGAAGGCCUGAUGCUAGCCGUCGAAGCAAAAUUUCAGCCGGGAUCAAACGAGGCGGAUGGAAAGUUUAAAUUGGGCUAUGCCCAGGAAAAUUUUAACUUCCUGGCCGACAUUGGACUAAAUUCAGAACCGAUAUUGAACUGCUCGCUGGUUUUGGCCCACAACGAGUUCCUUGGCGGCGUCGGCACAGAGUUUGAUAUUGGCAACACAGAAUUGAAAUCCUGGAAAGUUGCCCUUGGGUAUACAAACGAGACAGCCACUCUCCAUGGCGAGUUGAAGAACGGAGAUUCUUGGUUAGCAUCACUUUUCUACAAGGCUAACGAGAAGAUUGAUGCCGGCAUUGAGGUCGUCAAAGCUUCUGGUGGUGGAGGAGGAGGCGAGAACCCCGAUGAACAAGAACAAGGUGGUAACAAUGUUAUUGUCAGCUUGGGCAUGAUCUAUCAUCUGGAGGAAGAUGCCCUCAUACGCGCCAAGAUUAACAAUGUGAUUGAGCUCGGUCUAGGAUAUGAGCAAAAGUUGCGAGAGGGCAUCACUGCCUCCAUUUCCGCAGUCCUGGACUGCAACAACAUCAAGGACGGUAACCACCGAUUCGGCGUCGGCGUGGCCCUACAGUGCUAAUACAACUCUUAUAGCAGCCAUUCAACGAUUUCCAUAUUCAAAAUUGGUUUAACUUUAUUCAAAUGACAAAUAUAUUUAGUUAAAUUAAAUUUUUAUUAUA